UUCCAGAGGACUGAGAACUCACAAGAAAACGUGGUGGUGGGCGGGGGAGUGCCAAGGGUCCCAGGACUCAUGUGGGGCAAAAUAAGUUUAUCUGAUUUGUAAUUCGUGUAUCUUUUUCUUUUUUAGGCAGUCUCACACUGUACUUAAGCAGUCUUGGAACUCGUGGCAGUUCUCCUGCCUCAACCUCAGUGCUGAAAUUCCAGAUGUGAGCCACCGCGCAUGACUUAUUCUUAUCUGAUUUACUGGGUGGCAGGGUAGACAGAGCACCUGAGCUCAAUCUGCGAAACGUGUAUAGCAACCCCAGAAAGUACGGAGGAAACCCGGGAAUUCCUCCCACUCAGCUCAGUUCGCAAACUUUUUUUUCUUCUUCUUCAGGAAACAGUGUAGUUUCAGUUUCAGGUCUCUCCGUUUCAACAUGUGUUUGGACCGCUGUUGAUGAGCAGCUUCUAAGAACAGUGGCUGUUCCAAGGCACUGGGAGCAGGAGAAAGCACAGUGACCCGAGGCUGCUGAGAAUUUGCCCGCUGACUGCAGACCCCGAGCUGAGCCAGGCUGCCGUGGCAUCUGAAUCCAUCAUGAAGGCACCCAUUUGUCUAGUAGAAAACAGGAAGGAGCAGCUGGCAGUGAAUCCUGAAGCCAUACAGAUUCUCGACAAGAUUUCUCAGCCCUUGGUGGUGGUGGUCAUCGUUGGCCUAUAUCGCACAGGAAAGUCCUACCUCAUGAAUCGUCUUGCAGGACAAAACCAUGGCUUCCCUCUGGGCUCCACUGUGCAGUCUGAAACCAAGGGCAUCUGGAUGUGGUGUGUGCCCCACCCCACUAAUCCAAACUAUACCCUGGUCCUCCUGGACACUGAGGGCCUGGGGGACGUGGAAAAGGGGGACCCUAAGAAUGACUCCUGGAUCUUUGCCCUGGCCGUGCUUCUGAGCAGCACCUUUGUCUACAACAGCAUAGGCACCAUCAACCACCAGGCCCUGGAGCAGCUGCACUAUGUGACUGAACUGACACAGCGAAUCAGGGCAAAAUCCAGCCCCAGCCAUGAUGAAGCAGGGGACUCCAGUGAGUUCGUGAGUUUCUUUCCAAACUUUGUCUGGACUGUUCGGGAUUUCACUCUGGAGCUGAAGUUAGAUGGACGCCCCAUCACAGAAGAUGAGUAUCUGGAGAAUGCGCUGAAGCUGAUUCCAGGAAAGAAUCCCGGAGUCCAAAAUGCCAACCUGACUAGAGAAUGCAUCAGAUAUUUCUUUCCAGAACGGAAAUGCUUUGUCUUUGACCGUCCUACAAGUGACAAAAAUUUAUUAGCCCAAAUUGAAAAAGUUCCAGAAAACCAAUUGGAAUGGGAUUUCCAGGUCAAAUCAAAAAAGUUUUGUUCCUAUAUCUUCACCAAUGCAAAGAUCAAAACUCUGAGAGGGGGAAUUGCUGUCACUGGAAACCGGCUGGGGAGUCUGGUGAAGACCUACGUGGAUGCCAUCAACAGUGGGGCCGUGCCUUGUUUGGAGAAUGCAGUGAUGACCCUGGCCCAGCGUGAGAACUCAGCCGCUGUGCAGAAGGCAGCUGACCACUACAGCAAGCUGAUGGUCCAGCGCAUGAAUCUCCCCACAGACACACUCCAGGAACUACUGGAUGUGCACAGAGCCUGUGAGAAGGAAGCCAUUGCUGUCUUCAUGGAGCAUUCCUUCAAGGAUGAUGAGCGGGAGUUCCAGAAGAGCCUGGUGGUCACCAUAGAGACAAGGAAGAACGAUUUCUUGCUGCAGAAUGAAAAAGCAUCCAUCACACGCUGCCAGGCUGAGCUGCAGAAGCUUUCGGGGCCCCUCAUGGAAAGCAUUUCCAGAGGAGCUUUCUCUGUUCCUGGAGGGCACAGCCUCUACUUAGAAGCCAAGAAGAAGGUUGAGCAGAGUUAUGAGUGGGUACCCAGGAAAGGAGUUAAGGCAAAUGAUGUCCUCCAGAGCUUUCUUCAGUCACAGGCUGCUCUAGAGCUCUCCAUCCUGCAGUCAGACAAAGCCCUUACUGAUUCACAAAGGGCCAUAGCAGCUGAGCGGACCAAGAAGGAGACAGCUGAGAAGGAGCAGGAGCUGCUGAGAGAGAAGCAGAAGGAACAGCAGCAAAUGAUGGAGGCUCAAGAGAGAAGCUUCCGAGAAAACAUCGCACAACUUCAGGAGAAGAUGGAGAGGGAAAGGGCGAUGCUUCUGAGAGAGCAGGAGAAGAUGCUGGAGCACAAGCUGAAGGUCCAGGAAGAAUUCCUUAUUGAAGGAUUUAGAAAGAAAUCUGAGGCAUUAAUGGAUCAAAUAAGUCAACUAAGAGAAGAGAUGGAAAGAACUAGAAAGAGUCCCUCGCUGUUUUCCCACGUCUUUGAUACACUUGGCAAUGUGUUUAUUGCAGGUGUACCAGGGGUUGGUAAAAUAUUUGGUGCAGGGAUGAAGCUCCUUGGUUCACUUACAAAAUAG
This is a messenger RNA of Nannospalax galili (Upper Galilee mountains blind mole rat), 2436 nucleotides long. Its product is annotated as guanylate-binding protein 4-like. Lineage: Eukaryota; Metazoa; Chordata; Mammalia; Rodentia; Spalacidae. The transcript has 12 exons. Gene Ontology annotation, molecular function: GTP binding; GTPase activity. The record is from RefSeq and is a predicted model, not a curated record. Bases 574 to 2436 code for a protein of 620 amino acids. Gene Ontology annotation, biological process: defense response to Gram-positive bacterium; defense response to protozoan.